Messenger RNA from Protopolystoma xenopodis, 684 nucleotides. The record is from the annotation of a GenBank genome assembly. Lineage: Eukaryota; Metazoa; Platyhelminthes; Monogenea; Polystomatidea; Polystomatidae.
CCUGCGGAUGAGGCCGGACGGCGGACCCGCUCCAGUCUGGUGAUUGGUCUUCCCCGCGCCAACCAUCAGAAUGGCCAGCCAAUCAGCUACGAUCUGCUGGCUCGCCCCAUCAAUUCUCUUGGCCAAUUUAACUUUAGCCAAAAGCCCGGUCUUUUGACUGUCGUUGGCCGAUAUUUGGCCAAGCAUAUCUUUCCUGAGCACCAGGAGUUGCACUUGGAGAGGUCAUCAAACUCUGAUCUUGAGUUCGACGCAUUUGAGCCUCGCAAGCCACGAAGAAGCGUGAAAGUGGUCCUGAAUAUAUCACGUUUGCUGCCCACGGAUCAAAGAGAAAAACCAAUUCCUUCCGGCACAAAUACAGCAUUUCUCAAUGGCCUUGAACUAAGUGCUGACCAAGAAUGGGCCUUAGCGUUGCGAGUCUGCACAAAGUUUCCCAAUGAUCUCGAAGGUUUUUCCAGCUUUUAUCUGAUGACAGAGUUUGCCGGGAUUCUUGGUAAUGACGCUCUUGGUCAAUUCUUUCUCCUCCGUUUGCUACCACUUGAGUGCAUGUUAUUCCACUCAAGUUGCGAGCCUUGGCUUACUGAUCCCUAUUCGACAAUAUUUAGUGAAGGCAGUGAGGCCGGGAAUCCCAUCGUCCAUGGGGAUGCGGGUCGUUGGCUUCAAACAAAAUCAGUUUCGCAUGCAUAA